AUCAAAUGCAUUCUUGCCCAACCAGGAAGUUGAAUUUAAGAAGGAAGAGGAAUCGGUUAGGUGGUUAGCUACCGGAGCAAGAAGUAGUACAUCGGUUUCGUUUCUGUCAACAUGGAUUGGAGAGGAGACAACGUUGGCCAUUCACACAGUCACAUGGGUGAAAGUUGCCACGGACACGGGGGGCACAGCCACGGGCCCAAGGUGCAGGGGUUUAGUGGGGCGACACACGGGCUAAUGCCGGGGUUCCACGGUCAGUUUGGUGCCAGGGCAGACCAGAUGAUGGACCCGACGCAACAACCCAAGAAACGGUCACACAUGGACGAGAGCAGCAGCUGGGAUAUUGUGAAAGCUACACAGUUUGGGAUCCUGGAGCGCUGUAAGGAGCUGGUGGAGGCUGGGUACGAUGUCAGGCAGCCGGACAAGGAGAACGUGUCUCUGCUGCACUGGGCCGCCAUCAACAACCGAACUGAAGUGGUCAAGUACUACAUGUCUAAAGGUGCUGUCAUAGACCAGCUUGGUGGUGACCUGAACUCCACACCACUGCACUGGGCCAUAAGGCAGGGCCACCUCUCCAUGGUGAUCCAGCUGCUGCGUUACGGCGCCGACCCCUCGCUGCCGGAUGGCGAGGGCUACCGAAGCCUCCAUCUGGCCGUCCUCUUCCAGCACAUGCCCAUCGCUGCCUACCUCAUGGCCAAGGGACAGGAGGUGGAUCUGCCCGACAACAACGGACAGACGCCGCUGAUGCUGGCAGCACAGAAGAUCAUCGGGACGGAGCCCAGCAGCUUCCUGGUGAAGUGUAACGCGUCUGUGAGCGCGGUGGACCAGAGCAGGAACACGGCGCUCCACUGCGCUGUGCUGGCAGGGAACGUGGACGCAGCGCAUGUCCUGCUGGAGGCGGGGGCCAGCGUGGACACAGAGAACAGCAACGGCCACACCCCCCUGGAGCUGGCCCACCAGGUGAACAGCCCCCUGCUGGUCCACACCCUGAACCUCGUCAGACUGGACCGGCUCCGCUCUGGCUCCCGCUGCCUACGCCUGCUGCACAGAUACAGGGUGUGUGUGCAGUUCCUGCUGUGUGUGGCGGUGUUGGGCAGUGUGGGCGUCAUCCUGGACUGGAGCUCUGACUCCUGGCUGCUCAAGAGUCUCCUGCUGGGUUGUGUGCUGGCCGGAGUCAACCUGUUCUGCAGGAAGGUGAUGAACCACACCAUGCUGUCCCUGAUUCCUGCGGCGUCUCUCAUGGCGUCUGUGUUCUGGAUGCUGGUGACCUGGUGCCUGUGGUUCCUGCCUGAUGGUCCUAGUGCCGUGGUGCAGGUGCUGUUCACGCUGAAUGCCACAGCGCUGCUGUACUACUACCUCCGCUCCUGCAGGACCGACCCUGGAACCGUCAGAGCCACCGAAGAGGAGAAGAAGAUGAAUAUAGUUGUUCUGGCAGAGGCAGGCUGCUUGGAUCCCAGAAUAUUCUGCACUUCCUGUAUGAUCAAGAAGCCCGUGAGAGCCAAUCACUGCCACGUCUGUGAUGCCUGUGUGGCGAGGCAGGACCACCACUCUGUGUGGAUCAACGGCUGCAUUGGUGCCAGGAACCAUCACUUCUUCCUCCUCUUCCUCCUCUCCCUCACUCUGCUGGGAGUCUGGGUGUUCUACGGGUGUCUGUCCUACUGGUGGAAGCGCUGUCCCCUGCACUACCAGGAGGUGGGGCUGUGGAGCGCUGCCGCCCAGCUGCUGAGCUGCUCUCCCUGGGUGCUGGGAGUCGGCUGCCUGGCCCUCUUCCACACCACCUGGGCCUCCAUCACCCUGCUGCUGCAGCUGCACCAGAUUGCGUUCUACGGCCUGACCACAGCAGAGAGGACCAACCUCAUGUUCUACCAGAGGAAACUCCCUCAUCCCUUCUCUCUCAGGCAGAACCCCUACAAUCAGGGGGUGGGGAGGAACCUGGCCUCCUUCUUCCAGCUGCGCUGCUGUGGGCUUCUCAAGCCCCCCCAGGGGGACUGGAGCCAGCAGCACCUCCCCGGACGGGACCAGCCCCUGUUCAGCCACCCGGACGUCGUCUGACCCUGGGGUCAGGGGUUGGAGGGGUCAGGGGGGUUAGUGCCACAGUUGAAACCACACAGCUACUAUCUGGUUUUGGACCAACGAGUUGGAGCUUAUUUAUAUUUGAAUCUUUUAAAGGUGUUUUUAUUUUGUAUUUGUUUUGAGAAGGAGCACUAUUAUAAAGGGAAACGCAGGACUGGACUGACGCACCUGUCGUGUUCUUUUGAGUUUUUUAUCUUUUUGUCCUACAGACUCAGGCUGCCUUAAAGAGGGAAAAGUCAAAUUGACAUGUAUCAUUUGGUUGAAGUUAAA
Messenger RNA from Osmerus eperlanus (European smelt), 2340 nucleotides. It is a transcript of the gene zdhhc13, whose product is annotated as zinc finger DHHC-type palmitoyltransferase 13. Gene Ontology annotation, cellular component: Golgi membrane. The transcript is spliced from 17 exons. Gene Ontology annotation, biological process: protein palmitoylation. The record is from RefSeq and is a predicted model, not a curated record. Gene Ontology annotation, molecular function: protein binding; palmitoyltransferase activity. Bases 112 to 2049 code for a protein of 645 amino acids. NCBI's taxonomy places the organism in Eukaryota, Metazoa, Chordata, Actinopteri, Osmeriformes, Osmeridae.